CUCGUCGGCUCCCUCCGUGUCCUCUGUGCCCUAAAUCCUGCUCACUGCGGUCCGCUCACAGCCCAACCGUCUUCCGCCGCCACCCUCAACGGCGGCGCUCACCACCAUCCUGUUCCUCCUCUGUUAGAAGUCGCUAAAAGCUCAGUAUGCCACCGAAAGAAAUCCUGCAUGAUUAGUAUUGAACUGUAAACAAAUCAACUCAUUGAAUCGGAUGGGACUCUCCUAAACAUCGUUCUUUCUUGCGCCUCCCUUGUUCACUUCGCAGUUUGAAAGGUGUGAUCGGGACUUGAAGGUUUCGUUUCUUCUUCAUUUGAUCCAUCGGAGCAGUGAGCAAAGAUGAGGAAGUUGAAGUUCCACGAGAAAAAGCUCCUCAAGAAGGUCAAUUUCAUCGAGUACAAACGCGAGGGCGGCCACCGAGAAGCCCUCGUCACGCGCCGUUACCACCUCACCGAGAGAGAUGACUACAAGAAGUAUUCGAGUAUAUGCAGGAUGGUGCAGAAGCUAGUGCACGUCUUGAAGCAAAUGGAUCCCAGAGACCCUUUCCGUAUCGAGACGACAGAUGCCCUGCUGGAAAAGCUUUAUAAUAUGGGUGUAAUCUCAACAAAAAAGAGCUUGGCCAAGUGUGACAAACUCUCAGUUAGUUCCUUCUGUAGACGCAGGCUGGCUACUGUUUUGGUGUACCUAAAGUUUGCUGAGCAUCUAAGGGAGGCUGUAACAUACAUCGAACAAGGCCACGUCCGGGUAGGGCCAGAUGUGGUGACAGAUCCGGCAUUUCUCGUGACAAGGAACAUGGAGGACUUUGUGACCUGGGUGGAUUCUUCCAAGAUCAAGAGGAAGGUGAUGGAGUAUAAUGAGAGAUUGGAUGACUACGAUGUGCUGAAUGCUUAAGUUAUCUAUCUAGUAUCCAUGGGGUAAUCUCUUAGGCAUGCAAGACAAACUGAUGAGGGUAGUUCUCCCGGCCUGGUUGAGAUACAAUAUCUAAUCCAAUUAUCCAGUUUCAGCUGAGUUUGUUGAACAAUGCUAUCCAACAUAGAAACCGGAAGCCUUGAAAGGGCAAUCAUAGUGUCCCAAACAUAUUUUAAAUAUUGUAAAUUCUAGGUAUUUGAGUGGGAUGUGAAAUCAGAAACAACCGAGGUUCUAUUCCAUGCUUAUCUUUUACUAGUGUCGGAAAACACUGAACCCACUUGAUUCACAUUAUAUCAAACUCUACAAAAUUA
Messenger RNA from Musa acuminata subsp. malaccensis (wild Malaysian banana), 1217 nucleotides. The record is from RefSeq and is a predicted model, not a curated record. Lineage: Eukaryota; Viridiplantae; Streptophyta; Magnoliopsida; Zingiberales; Musaceae.